AAACAUUAUAAGCACAGCGUCAGUGUCAAUUGAUUUCAAAAUUUCAUGUACCUGUUUGGCAUUUCUACAGCUAAAUUUGUGUUUCCUUAUCAAAAUUCAUCCAUGUUAUUAUUGUGUAAUGGCCUGUGUCAUAUGUGAGUGUGGAAUAUAUGAAUUUGAAGAUGUGAUAACGCUGAAAAAGCUGUGGUAAAAGUACAGCCUACACCUUCAACUACUGUGCUUUCUACCACAGUAGUUAGGGGUCAGCAGAAUCAGGCUAUCAGGGCAAAUGCACUGCGAGAGCAUGCCAAGAGUAGCCAGCUCAUCGCCAAGCUUGAGCUGUAAGGAAGACAGCUGCUGUCGAGCGUGUCAGCCAAGAGAUUGCUGUAAGAAGUACGAUAUUUACUGUUUUCUGCCUAGCAACAAGACCAUGCUGAGGAGUAGCCAAAAAGCAUGAAACAGCUGCCUAAGGCUGUCUUUGGUCGGACGGACGGAAGCAGUGCACGUUUACUAAAUAGGAGCGACUCAGAAUACGACCCUAAGGAGUAAAUAGGUAUCUUACCCUGUUAUAGACAUUAGAGACCAUAUAAUACGCAACAUCAUCGCGCAAAAGAUCUUUGGUACCUAAGUUAAACAGCUGAACUGAUUAAAAAAUAUAAUUUAGUUGAACUGCUUUAGGUCAACUGUAUGAGACCUGUACGAUCUUGCUGUUACAUACCAAUUGGCGAUGACACAAGAAAAUGUUGUCCUAUGCCAAGAGAAGUAGCAAAUUACUGUAACCGAAAUCAUAAGAAAAAUACCAGCUGUAGCCAGCCAAGUUGUGAUAACCCGUGCUGUAGCAGUUGCUGUUCACCCAGAAGUUGUAGAGUUCGUCCAAUGCCUUAUCGCAGAUCUCGUUCUUCUCAACCUUGCUCUCCAUGUCCUCCCAGAUCGCAGUGCUGUUCUAGAAGACAGAAAUGCUCCCCACCUCAGUGCUGCUGUUCCUCCUGCUGUCCAGAACCGCAGCCUUGCACGUGUGAAAGAUGUUAUCCUUCACCAUGUCCUCCUCGCUGCGGUACUCCAUGUCGUUCCCGUUGCCCUCCACGUUGUCCGCCACCAUGUCCUCCACGAUGCCCCCCACGUUGCCCGCCCCCAAGUCUACCGCGUUGUCCACCACCAUGCCUUCGACCUGAGCCUUGCACAUGUUCCACUUGCUGUCCACCACCACCACCCCCUUGCCCGAAGUCCCAGAGAUGUUGCCAGUGUGGCAACUGUUGUCCACAGCACGAGGGUUGCAGUAGACCAUGUCCACCCAGUCGAUCGCAAUCGCCUUGUUGCAAUAGAAGUGCGAGCCCAUGCCCUCCGAAAAGGUGUCCAUAUAAGCCUUGCUUCCCUCCUCCAAGUUGUCCUCCAAAACCUUGCUGCCCUGCUCCGCCAAGGUGUCCUCAAAGGCCUUGCUGCCCUCCAUCCAGUUGCCCUCCGAAGCAAUGGGGUCCUCCAAAGUACUGCCCCCCAAAAGACUGCAGUUCAUGUCCACCACAGAAUUGCAACGGGGAUCCAAGGAGAUUUUGCCGCAAGCCUUCGCCUUGUAACUGCAGACAGUGCCAAAUUAUCGCCACGUGCACUCCGUGUUGCGUCAGGUGUGGAUGUAAGGUUUAUGCGGCUGAAAAAGUAACGCUUUCGAAAGGCGCCUACCACAACAGCUGUUUCUCCUGUUACUGUUGCCAAAGGUGUCUGGAUCUUAAAAGUGUGUAUGAAGCUGAAGGCGAAAUAUACUGUAAACGUUGCUACAAUACAAACUUUGGGGCUGACUACGUAGGUUAUGGAUCAGCACUUCAACCCUGCUGAAAGGUCAACAUUUACAGCAUUCAUAAGAAUACAGUGUGCAUAGCACUGAAAUCCUGUUGUUUUAUUUCGUCAAGAGCUGGAAUUUUUCUUCCAAAUUGACUACAUGCUUAUGUGCUUCAUAAUGCACAUUGAUUCUUUAUCAUGAGUCAUUUCUUGUUUCGUAGAUUAGAAAAUAAAUAGCCUUAUUCCUGCU
This is a messenger RNA of Acanthoscelides obtectus, 1999 nucleotides long. The record is from the annotation of a GenBank genome assembly. NCBI's taxonomy places the organism in Eukaryota, Metazoa, Arthropoda, Insecta, Coleoptera, Chrysomelidae.